Molecule: messenger RNA, 2319 nt
Organism: Talaromyces amestolkiae
Lineage: Eukaryota; Fungi; Ascomycota; Eurotiomycetes; Eurotiales; Trichocomaceae
Exons: 1
Coding region: 1-2319 (772 amino acids)
Source: RefSeq, a predicted model, not a curated record
AUGGCAGAGCUUCAUGAAGCCCUGUCAUAUUUGAAGCCCAUAUUAUGGGAAGAAGUCCCCGCAUCCUCCUCCUCCACAAGCGACCUGCGGCAAUACGUCCAAGAAAUCCUCACCAAAGCACGACUCAUCGCCGAAACAGUCCCAGAACAAACCCCGUCGAGCGCAUCACUCGGCGAUACCGGAACCGGUGCGGUAUCAAUUUCUGUCUCCCAAUCGCAACUUGCAUCAUUGCGGAAAGAAUGGGGGAAGCCGAUUAAGAUGAAUAACGCCAAGGAGAAUCCAUUGAAUAUACCUAUUUAUAAAUUGUCUGGCAAAGAUGGCAAGGGUGCAUGGUUCGCUCGUCGGAGUGUGCACAAGGGUCUACCAUUUAGUAGAUGGAAGUCGAAGAUGCAGGUUGAAAUGGACGAGACUCUCAAAGCUCGUCAAGAGGAGUUGAAACAAGGUCGGAUACCGGCAACGAGUAUACGAGGUAUUGGUGGGGAUAGGAGGUUAGAAAACGUCGAAAUCAAAGAAUCAGAGACAGAAAAGGCAUUGGGUAAAGUCGAGGUUUAUGAGUUGUCGGCUCAAUUUCCUGGUCCGACUACUCCGCGUGAUUUUGUCACUUUGAUGAUCACGUCGGAUGCGAUGUUGAGUGAUGGAGCCGAUAGUGAUCUUGUUCUACCACCCACGUAUAUGAUUGUUUCCAAGCCCUGUCAACAUCCAGACGCUCCGGAGCGUGAUGACUAUAUUCGCGGACAAUACGAAUCUGUCGAGUUGAUCAGAGAAUUACCAAUCGAAAAGACCACAGCAAGAGAGGCGCACACUAAACGACCAGCCAGCACUCGUAGCGCAACCACCUACGACAGCCCCUCUUUACAUCCGAAUAGCGUGCUCGAUGGCGAGAGCUCUAAGUCUACAGGAAGACCCAGAGGUCAAACCGAACCUCCUGUACCGGUUGACCUGGACGGAAGUUCCGGCAAUGAAGCUGUGGAACCUAAUCCAGUGGAAUGGAUCAUGAUCACUCGAAGUGACCCAGGUGGCAGUGUACCCAGAUGGAUGGUCGAGCGCGGAACUCCAAAGAGUAUUACCGGUGACGCGGUCAAGUUCUUGAACUGGGCGUCCGAGCCUGAUCAAAUCGGAGAAGGGGAGGACACUGCUGAUAUCGGCGAAGUGACCGAGAGCGUGGAAGCGGGACGACGACAUAGCGCUGACGGAAUCGAUGAAGUGCGAUCGUCCAGCAAACACGGGACAACUGUUUCAGAUCAAGAACCCGAUGCUAAGGGGACCGGAGACAAGGGAAUUGAUCAAUUGGAUCAGUCAGCGCAAAGAGGGAGAUAUGAUGGCGAUGACGAAGAGCAACGAACAGAUAGUAACCUGCUGUCAAGUGUUGCUAAGGUGGUGCAAGGUUAUACCCCGAAGGCGGUGCUUAACUAUAUACCUGCCAGUUUGAGUCCGUCUCCUGGAGAAGGCAAAGCUGGUCGGACUGUUGCUAUGAGAGAUGCCAAAGCCGGAAGGAGUGAAGAAGUUCUCAGCGAUGAACCCGGGAAGGAGAUGGGCGACACUGAGGUUGACGACGAUACUUCUUCAAUGGCUAGCGACGACAGCUUUGCAAGUGCUGGAUCUCAUAUGUCACCCUCCGUAAGCAGAGACUUGAGACCUCCGAUCUACAUAGGUGAAAGCUCGAAUACAAACAUCUCACCUCAGUUCGCGAGUGGAGUGAGCUCCGAGGCUGCACUGAUAUCAACACCACAAAGUGAUUCAGCCAAAUCCAAACCAUCUCAGAAAGAAAAAGAGCUCGCCAAACUAAACUCCCGCAAGCGAGAAGUGGAAGUCAAAUUAGCAACCAUCCAGUCCGAGAUUCGAGAACUUGUCGGGCAAACGGGUAGUAAGUCUGUGAAGAGUGAUGUCGACAGUACUCGUGGGAGUAUGCUCAGUGUCGAAUCGGACGCCAAAAUUGAAGAAGAAAGUGGCAGUAGUACAACUGCAACUACUACCAAAGAAGCAGCGCAAAACCAGAAAAGAAUCGACCACCUUGCACGCACAGAAUCAAAAUUGGUCUCGCGGCUCAACAAGAUUGAAGCCCAACAACUCAAAGUAAUUCGGAAACUAGAAGCAGAUCAACGCAAAGCCGCAGACCGCGAUGAGAAGAUACGGUCAAAGUCUGAGGUUGAUAGUUUGAAAAAGGAGGUUUCUAGUCUUCGUAAGGAAGUGCAGGAACUACGUGGUGAAAGAACCAAAUGGCUUGAUAUUGUGGGGAGAUUACAGAAGGAAAAUACGGAGCUGAUUGCGCAGAUGGAGAAGAAUAGUCAAGGUGCGAGUGGUACAAAGGAUGCCGUGUAG